AUGCCUCGCAUUGCGAUCGAUUUACCUGUUGUAAGUACCCCCGUCGACGGCUGGCAUGCCAGGAAAGAUUUGUUUUUGCUCGAUCCAACGUUCAACAAAACUGGUGCGAUCGAUAUGCUUCUCGGUGCAGAACAUUUCUUAACAUUUGUAAACCCUGGUACUAAAUUUAUUCAAGCUGAAAACCCAAUACCAAUCGAUAGCGUGUUUGGGUGGAUCGUUACCGGCACUCGCUGUUUUCCUGUAGAAUCGCAUCCCGUAUUAUGUCACCUCACACUUAGCGACCCGCUGCAAGAUGCCCUUGAACACUUUUGGCGAGUAGAAGAGCUAGGAAAUCAACCCAGUUACUCUGUAGAAGAACAGCAGUGCGAAUCGAAUUUUUUAUCUACCGUAUCACGUACACCCGAAGGAAGGUAUAUUGUCCGCCUGCCCCGCCGUUCCAAUUUCGAUCACAUGCUUGGUGACUCUAAAACAACAGCCCUGCGUCGUUUUCAUUACCUAGAGAGGCGACUUAGUCAAGAUCCAAAUUUGAAAAUUCAGUACCACUCGUUUCUGUCUGAAUAUUGGUCGCUCGGCCAUAUGAGGUUGGUACCGUCAACCGAACCCGAACCAUCGUUAGUACAUUAUUUACCGCACCAUGCCGUUCUGAAGGAAUCUCGCUCCACCACAAAAGUUCGUGUGAUAUUCGACGGAUCCGCAAAAAUAUCGACCGGAUAUUCGCUACAAAUUGGCCCUAUCGUUCAAGACGAAUCGUUCAGUUUAGUACUUCGGUUCCGCAAGUAUCCCAUUGCCCUCGUGGCGGACAUUGAAAAAAUAUACCGUCAAGUGUUGCUCAACCCCAAAGACGCACCGCUCCAACGCAAAUUUUGGCGAUUUAAUUCCAACGAUCCAGUUUCCACCUUCGAAUUACAAACGGUAACGUAUGGCCUGUCUCUGUCAUCAUUUUUGGCUACCCGAAGCUUACAACAACUGGCAAUAGAUGAAGGUAAUCUCUGUCCACUCGGCGGACCAGUCUACUCACACUCGAAUGGUUACGAUCACCUCCACAUGCAUGGAGCACAUUCAUUGCUAAUCGAGUCUCCGAAAUACAAACCUGCACCCAAGGAUCACGCUGGCAUCACAUCGCAGGUAAACACAAUCCAGCAGAUCUCAUCACGAGAAGCAUGA
This is a messenger RNA of Malaya genurostris, 1164 nucleotides long. RefSeq lists its product as uncharacterized. Bases 1 to 1164 code for a protein of 387 amino acids. The record is from RefSeq and is a predicted model, not a curated record. NCBI's taxonomy places the organism in Eukaryota, Metazoa, Arthropoda, Insecta, Diptera, Culicidae. The transcript has 2 exons.